GAGGUAUUUUCGAUAACACGAAAAGUUUGUCGUAACACCAGGUUUUUCACCAUCGCAGCGCAGAGUGCCCAAAAAGGGGAAACGGAGAAAUGGCCUCGCUGUUGAAACUUUCCACCGCUUUGCGGCGCCCGACACUGCUGGCCGGAAGCCGUGCCGGAUCGACGUAUGCAGCCGCCUUCCGCACCGCCCUUUCGAACGAACCAGCGACCGAGGUAACCACACUGGACAGCGGGUUGCGCGUAGCCAGUGAAUCCGUCCCGUCGCAGGUGGCCACCGUUGGUCUUUUCAUCGAUGCCGGUGCUCGGUACGAGGACAAAAACAGCAACGGUACGGCAAACUUUUUCGAACAUCUAGCGUUUAAGGGAACGAGCAAACGAUCGCAGGCGGCGCUGGAGCAAGAGGUGGAGAGCCUUGGUGCACAGCUGGAUGCAAACACGGGCCGGGAACAGACCUCCUUUACGGCACGCUGUCUGUCGAAGGAUGUUCCGAAGCUGGUCGAAAUUUUGGCCGACGUUGUACAGAACCCACGGCUGGACGAUGCCGAUGUGAAGCGCGCCCGUGAGGUGAUUCUGGGCGAGAUCGAACAGGUGGAUGCCAGCAAUCUGCGUGAGGUCGUGCUCGACCAUCUGCAUUCGACCGCGUUCCAGGGUACGGCGCUGAGCAAUACCGUGUGGGGCCCGAGCAGCAACAUCCGUUCGAUCAAGGCUGAAGACGUGCGAGGUUACGUCAAUUCGCACUACAAGGCGCCGCGGAUGGUGCUGGCUGCGGCCGGUGACGUUCGUCAGGCGGAGCUGGAGAAGUUGGCCGAGAAGUAUCUGGGCAAGGUGGAGACAACUUUCGACGGAAAGGCACCGCAGCUGUCGGCGGUACGUUUCACCGGUUCGGAGAUGCGUGUGCGUGACGAUUCUAUUCCGCUGGCGCAUAUUGCCGUGGCGGUGGAAGGAUGUGGUGUGGCUGAUUCGGAUGCGCUUACUCUAUCGGUGGCUAGUGCACUGAUUGGUACGUGGGAUCGUACGUUCGGCGGUGGUGUGAAUAAUGCUUCGAAGCUGGCCGUCGCUUCGGCACACGAUAAGCUGUGUCACAAUUUCGAGUCGUUCAAUCUGAACUACCGCGAUACCGGACUGUGGGGCAUCUACUUCGAGUGCGACCCAUUGCUGUGCGAGGACAUGCUGUUCAACGUGCAGAACGAGUGGAUGCGUCUGUGCACGAUGGUCACCGAGGGAGAGGUGGAGCGCGCCAAGCGCCAGCUGAAGACCCGUCUGUUGGCUCAGCUCGAUGGACCGCAAGCAAUCUGCGAGGACAUUGGGCGUCAGGUACUGCUGCAGGGAAUCCGUGUACCGCUGCACGAUUUGGAGCGCCGCCUGGAGAAUGUGACGGCGUCGAAUGUGCGUGACGUCGCAAUGCGUUACAUCUUUGACCGUUGCCCUGCCGUUGCUGCCGUGGGACCGGUAGAAAACCUGCCCGACUACAUGCGUAUCCGCUCGUCCAUGUACUGGACUCGGCUGUAAGGUGAAAUACUUUAAUCUUUUCCCCGUUUUUACAGCUAUCUAUGUGCAACCAAGCGUUAUCAUAUAGCAGUCAAGUAAAUUGUAUGUGUUAUUGGUGAAAAAAAAACAGAA
This is a messenger RNA of Anopheles maculipalpis, 1619 nucleotides long. RefSeq names its product mitochondrial-processing peptidase subunit beta-like. The record is from RefSeq and is a predicted model, not a curated record. Lineage: Eukaryota; Metazoa; Arthropoda; Insecta; Diptera; Culicidae. Gene Ontology annotation, cellular component: mitochondrion. Bases 90 to 1508 code for a protein of 472 amino acids. Gene Ontology annotation, molecular function: metalloendopeptidase activity; metal ion binding. The transcript has a single exon.